GCCGUUAAACAAACUGUCGACGCUUGUCCGCCCACUCUUGGCUCCACAGUUCUCACGACCACCCUUCUCUACUCAGACUGUUCCAAAGUAGACCCCAGUCGUUCUCUAACUUGUAUUGCCCUUCCAAUGAAGAUUUCUGCGAGUCUCCUUGUCCUCAGGCGCAGCGCUGCUUGCCACUGCCUCAGCCAAGUCGGGCAUCAAGAUUAUUCUACCCAAGGCUAACGUAGGCGACCUCGACAACCCAUGUGCCACGCACUCAUGCCGGGCCAGCGAAGUGUGCAUCAACCAGCAGGUUGCCUGCUUUGUCGCGCCAUGCUACCCGGUUGCCAGCUGCGUCGCUGUUGGCAAGAACACGCUCCUCUCGGCUCUUUAAAACAUUUUUGGUUUUUUGUAUUCAGAUAUCCAUUUUCUAUGGCAUACCAAGUAGAACAGC
This is a messenger RNA of Linderina pennispora, 433 nucleotides long. RefSeq lists its product as uncharacterized. The annotation marks the transcript as partial. The record is from RefSeq and is a predicted model, not a curated record. The transcript has a single exon. Lineage: Eukaryota; Fungi; Kickxellomycota; Kickxellomycetes; Kickxellales; Kickxellaceae.